CUCUCUCUCUGUGCGGGGGGCGUGGCGGAGCGCGAGAGCAGGCGAGCUGCUGCUCAUCCAGCGGCAACAAAGUAAAAAUGUGAAAAGAAAAAAGAAAAGAAAAGAAAAAGAGAAGAGAAGAUUUCCAGCCGUUUAACGUCUACAGAGAGUCAGCAGCCACUUCAAUGAACUGCACCAGGAUUCUCCAUAUCUUGAACCCUCAGCCUGGGGUGCCGUCUCCCAUCAUGCCAGUCGAUAUGGCAAUGAGAAUCUGCCUGGCUAGCUCACCGCCUCUGCACUCUUUCCUCGGUAACUAUGACAACCACUGUGCUUCCCCGUCCACUGCGUUGCUGCCACGCUGUGAACCGCUGCGACCCUGCCUCGCCUCCGGACACUGUGCCGAGUCCUCUGAUGGCAGCAGCAACAGUGCCACCGCCACCGCGACCAUGACCAUGACUACGACCACAUCUGUAGCAGCCGCCGGUAGCCGGGUGUGGCCUGGGAGGAAGAAGAAGAGCGUGGUGUUUGCAGACUCGCGGGGCCUCGCGCUGACCGCAGUACAUGUCUUCAAUGAGGCGGAGGACGACCUGCUGGCUGAGCUGCAGUUCCUGGCUGACCUAGAGGGCGCCACAGCCACACUCAGGCUUGGAGAUUAUGAAGGUCCUGCGGAGCGAGGCUCUGCUCUGGUUCUGGACUUUACCCAGCCGGCUGCAGACUAUCUGGACCUGAGGAACCGACUCAAAGCUCAGCAGGUCUGCUUGGAGAGCUGUUCUGUCCAGGAGCACUCGCUAUCUGGCACUGUCCAGGUCCGAAACAUCGGCUUUGAGAAAUCUGUCGCAGUCCGGAUCACCUUCGACUCAUGGCGCUCCUUCCAGGACGUUCCAUGUCGGUAUUUGAACAACGUCUAUGGCUGUCCAGACAUAGACACCUUCUCCUUCUCCAUCCCGGUCCCGGAGGCCCUGCAGCCAUCUGAGCGGGUGGAGUUCUGCCUUCAGUACCAGGCUCAGGACCAGACCUUCUGGGACAACAACCACGGGAACAACUACCGGCUGCUGGCAUCAGAGCUGGACGGCAACGUGACCCGGGGCGCCGACAGAAGCACAGGGCUGGACAUCCCGAGAGAGAAAGGAGGAGAUGGCAGGUCGGAGGUGGAGUUUGAUCCAUUUGGAAGCCCAAGGACAUCGGCUGGGAUAUUCCCCGAGUGGCAGAGCUGGGGGCGCAUAGAGAACACCACUCCCUACUGGUGAGGAUGCCACAGGACAUUUUCCAUGUCUCAGUCACUCUAUUUUGUUUUACUGAAAUGAAUGAACCAGAACAACCACAGAUGGAAAGAAAACAAUUGUAAAUCUUUGUAAAAGAUUCACUGGAUCUUCAUAGAAGCGAUGUAAAGUCAGUGCUUUACCCUCUGGAUUUUGUAAGAUGUGGUGGCUGGAUUCACUGUGGGAUUCUUACACCUCUUUACAGCAACAAACCUAACUCACGUCAGUGAACAGCUGGUCUCAGGACAGCAGGCUUCAAAAUAUUCCAGCAAAUGUUUAACAGACAUCAUGGGAGCUUCUUUAAAAAUAUAUAAAGAUUCAUAAGAACAACCCAACAAGUCAUUAAGGUCUCAAAAGGCCUCUAAUUUGCAAAUGCGACAAUUGUUGCCGGAGACCAUUUUUGCACUAAAAGUGCUGAGUAGCACACAAAAAGAGAUUCACAAAGACCUAAAAAGGAUUUAUAAGGGCUUUCUAAAAGCAUCCAAAGGAAUCACUGAACUUCAUAAUUCUCCAUAAUUCUUCCACAAGGACCAAAAAGACUCUGUGAACCUGCCGAGGAUUCAUUAGGUCUUCAAGGCCUUGUGUUCAGCUCCACGAGGCUUUAGAAGACCUCAGACAGCUUAAGACAGAUUCAUGAGACUUCCCAAGGAUGUUUAGUCACUUACACAUUGCUGUGAUGUGUUUUUAUGACGUCACAGAGAAUUUUCAUAAGGAUUCAAAGGCUCCUUAUUUAUAGCAAGACCAGCCAACAUGACAUGCAUCCAAAGGAUUUAAUGAGCCUCACACUCCACCAGCUGAAGCUACGUCCACAAGACACGAUUUCUUUGAAAACACAAAUUUUUCUUUCCAUUUCCACCUUCUGUCCACAUGAAAAUUGCAUUUUUGCUCACAGAAAAUUCAACUCUGGGAAAAAUGUCUCCAGAGUGGAGUGUUUUCUUCUUCUGUGGUGUAGCCUUUGAACAGGAAGCAGUUUGAUAAAUGUGACGUCUUCUUUGCUUCCUGCUCCCAGCAAGACGCCAACCUCAGACUCUGAUCCUGCACUUCUUUUCAACAACGUCGACUCGUGUGACUUUGAGGAGGAGCUCCACCUCCUUCUCUGUCCAUAUGAACCGCUCAGCCUCGUGUCCAUCAGCCCACCUCAUGUUCCCUGAAGGUGUGGACGUUGUUUAGACGUUUGGAGGUGGACUGGCUCUUGCAUUUGUAGCAACAAACUGAUGUUCUGCGCACGCCCUCGUCCACGGGACGGAUGAGUUUCUGUGUUCCUGUGUGGACAGAGAGAUUUUCAGAAAUCAUCAGACCUGGAAGGAGUUAUUCAAAAAAUAGGCAAAAGGAUGAGUAAAGUUGUGUUUUCAGAAAAAUCUAUAUUCAUGUGGACAUGGCAGGAGCAUCCGUGUCCUGAUUUUGAAAAACUGUGUGAAGAUGCUGGAGAGAAGGAGGAUUCACAGACUCCACAUCUGUUUCAAUGAUGUGGAGUUCUCCAGUUCUUCAAGAUGGCAUUUCCUGCACUUUCUCCUUAUUUCCUUCUUUCUUCCUGAACACAUAUCCCCUCCCUUCCGCUUGGAUUAUUGACUCUGCACAAAGAGUUCACCUUCAGGAUGUGCAAGUCUCAAAACAGCUCAGCACCUAGACAGAAAGGCUUACUGUACCAGCCGAAAACACUGUGUUCAAAAGAUUUAAGAAGCCUCAAAUGAGCCUCUUUCUACCCUAAAACAAUAGGGUCUCAAAAAAAGUGUUAUAGACAGAAAAUUUUACUUUAUAAAUUUGUGCUGUCGACUAAAAAAAAAAACAGGAAAACACUUCAGACUUUAAAAGUGAAAAGUGUUGCUGCCCUUUCCUUCGUGUUGAACCUCGAUGCCUUCAGCUCGGAGCUCAGUUCACCUUGAGUUCAGCAAACCAGGACCUUCUCAAAUCACAUUCAUCUGCUCAGUGUUCUAACGGGAACACAUUUGUGUGGCAUUUACAUUCCACAUGAGUCACUAGGCUCAUUCCAGAGAGACUGACGAUGACAGCAUGAAACACAAAACCCUUAACAUGGCCUUAGUUUUACCUUAAAAUUCCCCUGAACGCACACUCCACUCCUUAAUGAGUUCCUCAUUUCUGGGAGAAAAUCAAAAUUCAUUUUUUGUUUAAUCCAUGCUCAAAUCCCCUCAGUUUUUUCAUCCAGUGACCUCUUAAAAAAUAAAACCCUGAAUUUUAAAAUGCCAAUGAAGGUUUAUAUUCAAUAACAAAUUAAUUAAUUAUUCAUUAUUGAUAAUUUAAGGAGAAUCGACUGAACUCAAAGUGAACUGAGCCCAUCCCUGUCUCGUGGCAUGAGACCCAGAAACUAAACAGACCUGAACCUGCACUUUAGUCCGUGUUGUCCCAGGAGCGCCACCAUGUGGUGUCACUGCAGCUGCUCGAGGAAGUUUCAACCCUGAUGUCACUUUAUAUGCAGGUUAUAACGCACCACCGCAGCUUUAGUUGUUGUAUUAGGAUGGUGAGUUUCUGUUUGCGGGUCAGAGCCCCAACAUUGUGGUUGUCAGUCCUUCCUGUCACCUCGCAGAUUCUGUUUCCUCAGACUGAUGUCGUCUGGCAUGCAGAAAUUAAACCAGAAAACAAGAAAACAGCCUUGCAGACACAAUGAAUCUUCCUUUAAGUCCCAGUUCAUUACCACUGAAUUUGAAUAUAAUAUAUAUAUAUUUAUAUAUAAGAUUGGACUGGAACUGUUGAAAUUCCAGGAGUUUCUUCCACCAGCAGCAACUUGAUAAAAACUGUCCGGCCCGGCAGUGUGUUUGUUUUCAUCCGGCUGGGUUUCACCUCCACGAUCGAUGAGUCUUGUUGUUUUUUCUGCGAUCUUCUGCUGUCGGGAGGAUUUGAUCAUCAGCCUGCUGAUUGGUCGCUCUGCUCUGACUGUUUGUUUGUGGGCAGGACCAGAGGCUAUUGUUACGUCUGCAGCUGCAGAGAUUUUAACAUUCAAAUAUUGUGUUUUUUAAUGCUUUGGUAUUUUCCUUUAACACCGUUGUGUUGGUUUAAUGAGCUAACAGUGAGCAGACAGUAGUGUUGGUUCCCCUCAGCAGCAGCAGUGGACCAGCUCUUGUCCAAGUGUCUUCAUAAAGUUGCAGAGACAUGGGAGGCUCUGAUUGGCUGGCUGCUUCUCCUCUUGGUCAUGACAUCACCGCUGCGGUCCAUUCAGAGAGAGAGGGUUCCCCGCUGAGAUUUUCAGGAACACUUUACAAUAACCGUCAUUAAUAAAUGGUAAAUUGGUAGCUAUUAAACUUUAAUUAAUGGUUUUAUUUACAGUUAACAUGAAAUGAUAAUUAAUGUUGACUUAUUACAUAGUAAAUGAUGUAUUAACAGUUUAUUCUUGCACAGAUUAUAACAUUUUAUUUAUUUGUUUAUGAUUAUGUAAUGAUUUGUAAACCUUUAAGAAAUCAUUUUGUUGAUUGUUUUGUGAACUUUGUUUAUGGGUAAAAAUUGGUUUGUAAACAAUCUAUAAACAUAACUUUGACAGAUGUUAUGAAGUUGAAUCUAAAGUCCAUAAUAAUGAAGCAGCAGGCGGUGAGUCAGACGUUUGAAGCUGCAGCAGCGUCACUAAAGAUGUUCAGCUUCCUGAAGGCCAUCCAAGUAAUGUUUCAAGUUUCACUGCAUGAACGUUCACUGUCAACCUCUGACGGCCUCAGACUCACCGCUGGCAGCUUUAUUAACUAACUCAUUACCAUAAUCAUCACUUACAACUUCAUAAUAUCUGUCAAAAUAAUGUUUAUAGUUGCUUUACAAGCCAGUUAUUACACAUUAACAAAGUGUUAUCAAAUAUCUGCCAUGUGAUGUUUGUUGAUUUCUUCAAGGUUUAGAAAUCAUUAUGUAAUCAUUAACAAAUACUGAAUAUAGUAAAUAACAUGUUGAAAUGUGUGCUGCAAUAAACUGUUGAAUAGUUUACUAUGUAAAAAGUAGAUAAAUAUUAUCAUUUCAUUGUUAAGAGUAAAUAAGUAUUAACUUAAGUUUAAUUAACUAUCAAUUUAGCAUUUAUUAAUGAUCAUUAUGAUAAAGGGUCAAAAAAUUUUCACUUUUCAAACGUCCCAGAAGCUCCACGCCAAAUGUAAACAAACACCAUGGCUGACCGUGAAACACUUUGUUUUUUUUUGUUCUGCAGCAGGUGCACAGCGAGAACCGUGGAACCUUCUCGUAAACUAACAGCGUCUGGCGGCGGCCACAAAAGCCCCGCCCACAGUUUGGCGUGAUGAAGGUUAGGGUGAUGAUGAGGAGGGCGGCUGCUCUGCACACGGAGGUAAAUGUUCUCACAUUCUUCUGCACCUGAAGUGAAGAAGUUGCUGUAGAGAGGACGACUCGGCGUGCACUCGUAGGUUUUGGGUCAAGUCUGUCUGCGGCUGCAUGUGAGAGGAACCCUCGCUGGGUGGAGAACCCUUUAGAACGCUGCAUGGCUUAAAACCUCCCACACCAGUCCUGCAACUACAGAAACAAAACCAUGAAACUAAUAAUCCAGUUUUUCCAACAUUUGAAAAGCUCCUGAAUGGAGUCUGCUUCAGUGAAGGCAAUGAGGCUGGAAGUGUGUGUGUGUGUGUGUGUGUUGUAGAGGUGUGUGUCCUGCUGGCACACACACACACACACACACACACACACUCUGCACACUGUGCACCAUGCCUCGGGCACAGCGCCUCUCACCAUGUUGACCUGGAGAUGAUGAAGGACGAUGUUUUGUUUUGGGUUCACUUUCUUCUUCUCCAGCUUCCAAACGAGUGGAAUUAUUUGCGGCGUCAUUUUGGAAGCCAGGGCGGCUGGGAGGAGCGAGGGUUUGACUCGAUUAUGAUGUUUACAGUUUGGCGGUGACCCUAAAUAUGGAAGGCAAAUGAUACCAGGGCAGAGCAGCAGCUGCAGACGCUUCCUGCCUCAGCGCUUCGCUCAAACCUCUGACCAGGAAGUCCUGUGUGUGUGUGUGUGUGUGUGUGUGUGUGUGUGUGUGUGUGUGUGUGUGUGUGUGUUUGCCUCGUUCAUGUCAUGCAGGAAGAAGUGAAAGAGGACGAUGUCUCUUUGCUCUGAAAAUGUUCUGUCCCUCUGCUGGUUUGAUGCAGUAGACGUGCUGCUGGUGUCUUCCUGCCUCCAGGUGCUUUGGGUUUGGGAGUCUGAUGGGACCAAACUGGUUUGAACCGGUCGGCCCGGCGGUGUUGGGAGUCUGAUGGGACCAAACUGGUUUGAACCGGUCGGCCCGGCGGUGUUGGGAGUCUGAUGGGACCAAACUGGUUUGAACCGGUCGGCCCGGCGGUGUUGGGAGUCUGAUGGGACCAAACUGGUUUGAACCGGUCGGCCCGGCGGUGUUGUUGCCCUGAGGCAUUUUGUUGCAGUGAAUAUUCCCACGGGACAUGAACGCAGCAUCAUCAACAAACUGAGCAGAUGUUAGCUUCAUGCUAACAGGGAGGGACCGUCAGCUGCUGUAGCCAAGUGGCUGUUAGCUUGUGGCUAACACCAACCGUUGCUUUCAUUAGGAAUGCUAACAAUGCUAAGAACCCCACCGCAGGAAAAUAACAGUAAAACUCCUCGUCUCGGUUUAGCUCUGAGGCACAGCUUUUCCUUUUUAAUAGUGGUGAAGAUAAAUCUUGUUGUCAUGGUUACUGAUGCAGGCGGAGUCGAGAGAACCCGCGACCCGCACUUCCUGUUUGCUCCUGUAGCCGCCGCGGUUUAAAACGCCUUUUCUUCCAGUGCUCUUACCUAACUGUGCUAGCUGCUACUGCUGUGUGUGUGUGUGUGUGUAUGUGUGUAUGUGUGUGUGUGUGUGUGUGUAAAUAAACUCCUAUGCAGUGAACCAGAUGGAAGUGAUGAGCCUGUGGAGAGUUUGGCUGCUAGCCUGUUAGCAUCACAGCUAAUCAUUCUGCUAAGCCCCGCCCCCUGCAUGCACCUGUUCAGGUGCAAAACAUCAGAUUUCCUGCAGAGUUAGCGGCACUCGAACGCCUCUCAAAUUCACAAACACAAGCAGACAAAGAACUCUGGAAAUGAGUUCCCAGCAGCCAACAUCUGCUCCUCCUGUUGCCAUGGUAACCUGAUAUUAGCAGGAAGUACAAGCCUCUGACACUUGAAAACAUCAGCUGUUUCCAUGGCAACAGCCUCGGCAGGACGGUGGAGCCAACAUGGCGGACCGGCCAAACUCUCCAUCAGCGGCUCUGUGGGUUUGUAUUUUUGGGGGCGGAGUCAAGUUAACGAGAGAAUGUGACAGGAAGUGAUGGACGGAAUCUGAGACCUUCGUUUGUUUGUUUGUUUGUUUGUUUGUUUGUUUCCUGGGAAACCACAAACGGUUGGUGUCUCAGUAAGUUUGCCAGAAGGUCUCGGUGGGCGGGGCUUUGCUCUGUGCUCAGGAGUUAGCAUCAGGAGUUAGCAUCAGGAGUUAGCAUGCUAAGCAGCAGAGAAAUCAGAACUGAUUCACUUUAAUGUUUUCUUCAUCUAGAAGUGCUAACAGUGCUAAUGCUGCUAAUGCGGCUAACGCAGCAAACGCAGUGUCAAACUGCCUUUUAAAGAAAAGUCUUUACUUCUCUGAGGAAGUGAACGACACUAAAGUCAGUCAUGUUAGCAGGGCUAGGCUAAUGACAGGCUAGCUGCUAGCAUGCUAACACCUUGGAGCAGAGCAGGGCGUCCUCCUGCCUGGCUGCUAGCUGCUUGGUUAGCCUGAGUUAGCCGGUGCUAACUCAGCGUCAGCUAACCCGGCUAGCUUGUUAGCUGCUGUGCGUUAGCUGCUGUAACCUAGCAACGCUGCAGUCUGAAGUGCAAUGUAACAAUGCUCUACUGAAACAGGAAGUGAUGUAAACAGGAAGUUGAAUGUACAAGUUGACAGAUGGAAUAUUUUUGUAAUUCUGGUUGACAGUCUGACUGUUCCUUUGUUUCUCCUUUCAGAAUAAAAGUCUAAUGUUGCUAGUGUCAACAG
This is a messenger RNA of Myripristis murdjan (pinecone soldierfish), 8142 nucleotides long. RefSeq names its product protein phosphatase 1 regulatory subunit 3C-B-like. Gene Ontology annotation, biological process: regulation of glycogen biosynthetic process. Lineage: Eukaryota; Metazoa; Chordata; Actinopteri; Holocentriformes; Holocentridae. The coding region runs from base 165 to 1226 and encodes 353 amino acids. Gene Ontology annotation, molecular function: protein phosphatase 1 binding; glycogen binding. The transcript has 3 exons. The record is from RefSeq and is a predicted model, not a curated record. Gene Ontology annotation, cellular component: protein phosphatase type 1 complex.